Molecule: messenger RNA, 3525 nt
Organism: Trichoderma asperellum CBS 433.97
Lineage: Eukaryota; Fungi; Ascomycota; Sordariomycetes; Hypocreales; Hypocreaceae
Source: RefSeq, a predicted model, not a curated record
AUGGGAUUGGCCGGCCUCGUUGAGCGUGCAAGGCUCCCCUAUGUCUCGCAAUGGAUUAAUGAUGAUAUUCGUCCCGUAGAGGCUGCCAGGCGAACAUGGGGCUUCUGGACCUUUCAUAAUUACUGGUUGCUGAUCAACUGCAACAUUGCAACCUUCCUUACGGGAAGCGCACUGAUCCCCCUGGGCCUCAAUUGGUGGCAGGCUAUUAUUGCCAUCGUUAUCGGGAAUAUUAUCGCCACCACGGCAAUUGUCAUCAGCUCGCUAUCAGGAGCCUACUAUCACAUUGGUUUUUCUGUCUACAGCCGUGCCGUCUGGGGCAUGUGGGGUUCGCAAUUUGCUAUUUGGAACCGUAUAUUCUUGUGUUUAGGUAUGUACGGAUUCCAGUCAUGGGUUGGUGGCCAAUGUUUCGAGCUGAUUCUGCUUUCGUGGGAUCCCAAUUAUGAGUCUCGCAUCCCCAACCACAUGCCUGCCUCUACGGGCAUGACCACAGCCCAGUUUGUGUCGUACAUAAUCUUUUUCGUCAUCAGCCUUCCCUUCGUAUGGAUCAAGCCGCACCGUCUACAGAAAUUCUUCUAUAUUGCCAGCGCGGUUACCAUGGUAUUCUUCAUAGUACUUCUGAUCUGGGCUUUGGCAACCAUGGGUCACGGAGGCUUUGGUGACACUAUAGACUCGGCAACCACCAUUCCCAAGACCGGCGGGCCGGGCAGUCUUGCCUGGCUCAUGGUAUACGGGAUAAUGUCCACCGUCGGCUCCAUUGCCGCCGGUAUCCUGAACCAGAACGACUUUGCACGUCUGGCGAGGAAGCCGAUGGAUGCUGUCUGGGGCCAGCUAAUACCGUACGGCGUAUAUAGCAUCUUAACGUCGGUCAUUGGCAUUUUGGUUGUUGGAGCGACGCAGAAAAGAUUUGAUGGCGAGGCCGUCUGGAACCCACCGACCAUCUUUGUUCGCCUAUUGGAAAAGGACAACAGCCCCGGGACCCGCGCUGCGCUCUUCUUUGCGGGGGUUGCCUUGUGCAUUUCACAAAUCGGCAGCAACGUGCCUGGAAAUGCGUUGGCCGGCGGCAUCGAUCUGUCGUCGGUGUUCCCGCGGUACAUCAACAUUCGCAGAGGCGCCUACAUCACGGCUAUACUGAGUCCGAUUGUCAACCCUUGGCAGCUGGUCAACACGGCGACCACGUUCCUCUCGGUCUUGUCCAGCUACGGCGUCUUCCUGGCGCCCAUGACGGGCAUGAUGUUUGCUAAUUAUGUGUUUGUAAACAAGCGCAAGGUCAAAGUCGACGAUCUUUACCACGGCCACAGCGGCAGCAUUUAUUGGUACAAUUACGGCAUUAAUUUCCGCGCCCCUGUUGCAUGGGCCGUCGGGGUUGCACCAACCCUGCCCGGCUUUAUUGCGGCUAUCAACACAUCCGUGUCGCUGCCUGAUGGCAUGACGGAGCUUUAUUUCCUCAACUACCUGUACGGAUUUACCUCCAGCGCCGUCGUUUAUUCGCUGCUUCACUGGAUCUUCCCUGCCAAGCCUGUCGAUGACUUUGUCAAGAAUGCACCAAGCGCGAAGGAAGUCCAGCGGCAUUUCACAGAUCGCUGGGAAGUGGACCUGUCCCAGGCAGGCCAAAUCCUGUCAGACGACGACGGCUCAGGAAUUACGCAUCUAGACGCAGUAGUAGUCACUGGCGGAAUAGGCGAACUUUCAUCUCAACAGGACAGCGCCACCGAGAGUACCACUGAAAAUGGAGUCUCUGAAGCCGAGUUCGUCUCGCCUCCAGGCAUAGACUCUUCGCCGGCACCACCACGCCGCAGCGUCUCGCAUUCCAGCCCGGCAGACACUAUCCAGUCGUCGGCAGGUCUCAGUGCCGCUGGAGACCUGAGUCUAGAGCCGCAGCCGUCAGUACCUGCGACCGUCGUACAUCAGGGCUUGGUUCGCCAGACAGGCUCUUCCGGAGACACCUUGGAACAAACCUCAUAUGGCCUCUCGCCCCCAGUCCCUUUGGCAUCCAACUUCCCUGUUCAUACACUCGAAGAUAAUUUCAACAGGACAGCACACUCCAUGGGGCCAUCAGGUGAACAAGACAUAUAUCUCCUGGAUGCCUUCAGAUGCCUCAUCAUAAGCGAGAACGAUGAGAUCGAUGCCAAUAUCAUCCAGGUAUACCCCGGAGGCCCUUCGGCAGAUGAUCGUCCGGUUCACUUUCUGCUAUUGGAAAAUGAGAACCCCGACUUCACCAAUGAGGCAAAGCAACUCGCAUCGGACGAAACGGAGACGCUUGUGUGGCCCUACGGCGAGCACUUGGUGCGCUUGUAUUUCAAGCACGUCCAUCCCAUAUAUCCUGUUGUCACCAAGACUCGUUUCCUGAGUCAGUACAAAGCCAACAAGAUGAAAAUCCCUGCGUCGUUGCGCGGUGCAAUCUAUGGAAUGGCAUGCGUAUUCUGGGACAUAAAAGAACCUUGUCCCUUUGAGCAGCACCAAUGCAUUGAUCACGCCCACGAGGCCCUUAGGCGCGAACAUGAGAACCCUAAUCUGUUCAGCCUGCAAGCAGGCCUUUUGCUCCACCACAUCACACCUCCCGACGUCGACAGUGUUGAAACGCCGAGCAUGUGGACCAUGACGGCGCAGACCACGGCGUGUGCUCAGACAAUAGGUCUUCAUCAAGAUCCUACUCGAUGGAGCAUCGAACCGUGGGAGAAAAGAGUUAGAAAGAAGCUUUGGUGGGCAGUAUACGCUUCGGACUGCUGGUCCGCAAUAUGCCAUGGGAACCCUCCACACAUAAGCCCGUCGUCAUUCAGUACAGCUCCACCUGAUAUGGACGAUAUUCGAGCUGACGAGACUGUUCCUGAAGAUUUACGACACAUGGUCGAACCUGAGGACGCUGUCUUCCAGGCUUCGGUUGGCGCCCGGUUUUUACAGUUUAUUAAUCUUACGAUUGUCCUGAGAGAUGUGCUGGACUGCAGCUUUCAAAUUCGACCCAACCCAUCAACCUUGGGCGAGAGGGCAGCACAUUUAAACAUCUUGCGAGACAAAUUCAAAGAUUGGCACGUCCUGCUUCCACAGUGCCUCGCUCUUGGCCCUGAAAGAGGGCAAGAUGUAGCUAGUAAUUGCCCCUUGCAUCUCACAUAUUAUGCUGCUCAGGCACUCUUAUACCGAGGUUUGAUGUAUCCUGCUACUAGAGCAGCCAAAGCCAACCCCGAGUCAAAUCUUCGGAAGUGGUUUGUUCCCGCUCUUAGCGAAUUUCAGAACUUUGUCUGCUUUUUCGAUUCCAUCACUGAAGAAGAUUUACGUGGUUUUUGGUGCCGCCAUGCUCGAUCUCAGCUGAUCUUGUGUGGAAACUUUCUCAUUUACCUCUUUCUGCUAGCCUCUGACCAGGGGCACAUUGAGGCUGCAUACCAGCUACUGCAAGAAUUUCAUCACGCUCUGAAGCGCCUUGGAGAGACCACCCACAAGCCUGGGCGGCUGCUUCUACGACCUGCUAGACUCAGACUGGAUUCUUUCUUCCGUCAGGCGGCUACAAUUUUGCGUGGAAAUGAUGGCCUAUGA